This is a messenger RNA of Jaculus jaculus (lesser Egyptian jerboa), 3081 nucleotides long. It is a transcript of the gene Pkn3, whose product is annotated as protein kinase N3. The record is from RefSeq and is a predicted model, not a curated record. The coding region runs from base 83 to 2794 and encodes 903 amino acids. Gene Ontology annotation, biological process: protein phosphorylation; signal transduction. Lineage: Eukaryota; Metazoa; Chordata; Mammalia; Rodentia; Dipodidae. The transcript has 21 exons. Gene Ontology annotation, molecular function: protein serine/threonine kinase activity; ATP binding; small GTPase binding.
AAGACUGAGCCCACAGGCCUAGCUGGGGACUGGGGUGGGGGGAUCCCGAACUGGGUAGCUACCAUUCCACUGGGCUCAGGAGAUGGAACACAGCAGAGAGCCUGGGCCUGGCCAGCAGUCCUCCGAAGAUGAGAAAGAAGUGAUCCGCCGGGCCAUCCAAAAGGAGCUGAAAAUCAAGCAGGGAGUGGAGAACCUACGGCGUGUGGCCACAGAUCGCCGGCACCUGGGCCACGUGCAGCAGCUGCUGCGGUCCUCCAACCGCCGUCUAGAGCAGCUGCAUGGCGAGCUGCGGGAAUUGCAUGCCCGUGUCCUGCUGCCGGACUCGGCUGAGCCUGUGGCCUCAGGAGGUCGGCCACGAGCAGAGCAGUCACGGGCUCGGCAGCUGGAGGCUUUACAGAGGCAGCUGCAGGUGGAGCUGAAGGUCAAGCAGGGGGCUGAGAACAUGACUCACACAUAUGCCAGCGGGACCCCCAAGGAGAGGAAGCUCCUGGCAGCUGUCCAGCAGAUGCUGCGAGAUAGCCAACUGAAAGUGGCCCUGCUCCGGAUGAAGAUCAGCAGUCUGGAAGCCAAUGGAUCUCCAGAGCCAGGUGAGGCCUCACUAAACAGGGAGGGCCACGCUGUGCGGCUGGGGCUGAGGGCUGACCUCCACCCCGCAGGCCCCGAGCUCCUGGCAGAGGAGCUGCAGCACCGACUGCGCAUUGAGGCCGCUGUGGCCACAGGGGCCAAGAAUGUGGUUAAGCUCCUCGGUGGACAGAGGACGCAGGACCGGAAAGCACUGGCUGAGGCCCAGGCUCAGCUCCAGGAAUCCUCUCAGAAGCUAGACCUCCUGCAGCUGGCCUUGGAGCGGCUACUGGAGGGGCUCCCUACCACCCACUCCCUGAGAAGCCGGGUGGCCCGAGAGCUGCGGACAGCCAUGCUUGGGAAACCCCAGCCUUCUGGGACACUUGUGAAACCCACCGCUCUAACAGGGACAUUGCAGGUUCGCCUCCUGGGCUGUGAGCAGCUGUUGACCGCUGUGCCUGGACGUUCUCCAGUGGCGGCACUAGCAGGCACCUCGUGUGAGGGCUGGCUGCGGGCCAGGGCCAAGCAGCAGCGAGAGCUGACCAGUGAGGUGCUAGCUGUAUUAAAGGUGGACAACCGUGUUGUGGGCCAGACAGGCUGGGGCCAGGUGGCCCAGCAAUCUUGGGACCAGACCUUUGCCAUCUCCCUGGAACGAGCCCGUGAGCUGGAGAUCGGGGUGCACUGGCGGGACUGGCGCCAAUUGUGUGGUGUGGGCUUCCUGAGGCUCGAGGACUUCCUGGACAAUGCCUGCCACCAGCUCUCCCUCAGCCUGGUGCCCCAGGGACGGCUCUUUCUUCAGGUGACCUUCUGUGACCCUGUCAUUGAGAGGAGGCCACGCCUGCAGAGACAGAAACGCAUCUUCUCUAAGCGCAGAGGCCAGGACUUCCUGAGGGCUUCCCAGAUGAACCUCAGCAUGGCGGCUUGGGGGCGCCUGGUCAUGAACCUGCUACCCCCCUGCAACUCACCAAGCACAGUCAGCCCCCCCAGAGGGUGCCCUCCAACUCCACCUGUACCACACAGAGCCUGCAACCCUUCAUCCCCCAGUAAUGUCCUGCCCAAGAAGAUCUCCUUGGCAGAAGACAUGAGGCCCCCACCCAAGCCCCCACGCCUCUAUCUAGCACAGGAGCCAACCCCAGAAGAGACUCCGUGCACCAAACGCCCCCACAUGGAGCCUAGGACUGGACUAGUGCCCACUCCAGCUGCCUUACCCCCCAGGAGACUCCUCAGGCUUCAGGACUUCCACUGCUUGGCUCUACUAGGCAGGGGACACUUCGGGAAGGUCCUCCUGGUCCAGUUCAAGGGGACGGGGAAAUAUUAUGCCAUCAAAGCCCUGAAGAAGCAGGAGGUGCUAAGCCGAGACGAGAUUGAGAGCCUGUACUGUGAAAAGCGGAUCCUGGAGGCUGUGGGCCGCACAGGACACCCCUUCCUGCUCUCCCUUCUUGCCUGCUUCCAGACCUCCAGCCACGCCUGCUUUGUGACUGAGUUUGUACCUGGAGGUGACCUCAUGAUGCAGAUCCACGAGGACGUUUUUCCAGAGCCCCAGGCCUGCUUUUACCUGGCUUGCGUGGUCCUGGGGUUGCAGUUUCUACACGAAAAGAAGAUAAUCUACAGGGACCUGAAGUUGGAUAAUCUGCUGCUUGAUGCCCAGGGUUUCCUGAAGAUUGCAGACUUUGGACUUUGCAAGGAAGGAAUUGGUUUUGGAGACCGGACUAGCACCUUCUGUGGCACCCCUGAGUUCCUGGCCCCUGAGGUGCUGACCCAGGAAGAUUAUACACGAGCCGUGGACUGGUGGGGGCUGGGUGUGCUGCUCUAUGAGAUGUUAGUGGGUGAGUGCCCAUUCCCAGGGGACACAGAAGAGGAGGUGUUUGACUACAUCGUUAAUGCAGAUGCCCCAUACCCCCACUUCCUGUCAGUUCAGGGGCUCGAGCUCAUUCAGAAGCUCCUCCAGAAGUGCCCAGAGAAGCGUCUGGGGGCAGGAGAGCGGGACGCUGAGGAGAUCAAGGCCCAGCCAUUCUUCAGGACCACUGACUGGCAGGCCCUGCUUGCCCGAAACGUCCAGCCCCCCUUUGUGCCCAAACUCUGUGGCCCUGCUGACCUGCGCUACUUUGAGGGAGAGUUCACCAGGCUGCCGCCAACUCUGACCCCCCCUGCUCCUCGGAGUCUCCUCUCUGCUCGGCAACAGGCUGCCUUCCAGGACUUUGACUUUGUGUCCAAGGAAUUCCUGGAGUACUGAGGAACCUCUCUUGGCACCUCUGUCUCCCAAAACUGUUAGGAACCCCAUGUUAUGCCUGCCUGGGGCGCAGGCGUUGACGAGCCUGUGGUGAAUGGUCAGAUGGCUGCUGUCAGGAGGCCUUCCUCAGUGUUACUGUGUGAAGUGUGUCCUCUGUCCCCACUCCCUCCCAGCAAAGCACCUCUGCUUCUUGGAGAGAUCCGGGCCAGAAAAGGGAACCAGUGCACGGCACACUUUGGUUCGUCUUUUUAAUACUUUAUGGAUUAUUAAAUUAGUGAUAAAACUCUGCA